Beta vulgaris subsp. vulgaris (sugar beet) is the source of this 417-nucleotide messenger RNA. Its product is annotated as 60S ribosomal protein L26-1. Gene Ontology annotation, cellular component: ribosome; cytosolic large ribosomal subunit. Gene Ontology annotation, molecular function: structural constituent of ribosome; RNA binding. The transcript has a single exon. The record is from RefSeq and is a predicted model, not a curated record. Bases 1 to 417 code for a protein of 138 amino acids. NCBI's taxonomy places the organism in Eukaryota, Viridiplantae, Streptophyta, Magnoliopsida, Caryophyllales, Amaranthaceae. Gene Ontology annotation, biological process: cytoplasmic translation; ribosomal large subunit biogenesis.
AUGAAGCACAAUCCAAAUCUUACGAGCUCUAGAAGAAAAUGCCGAAAAUUACACUUCACAUCUCCUUCAAGUAUUCGCCGUAAAAUUAUGAGUGCUCCACUUUCCGUCAACUUGAGAGACAAGCACAAUGUUCGUUCUCUCCCCGUGAAAAAAGACGAUGAAGUACUCGUGGUUCGUGGAACCUAUGCGGGUCGGGAAGGAAAAAUCGUUCAGUGUUAUCGCAAGAAGUGGGUUAUUUACAUCGACCGGGUCACUCGGAACAAGAUCAACGGGUCAACAGUCCCAGUAGGAAUUCAUCCUUCCAAAGUGGUUCUGACCAAGUUGAAGCUCGACAAAGACAGGCUGGUAUUGCUUGAACGUAAGGCCGUCGGUCGUGGUAAAAGCGAUAUGGAAAAAACUAAAUCUAUUGCUGCUUAA